Messenger RNA from Athalia rosae (coleseed sawfly), 4968 nucleotides. RefSeq names its product zinc finger protein 395 (gene Glut4EF). Bases 1279 to 2937 code for a protein of 552 amino acids. Lineage: Eukaryota; Metazoa; Arthropoda; Insecta; Hymenoptera; Athaliidae. The transcript is spliced from 7 exons. The record is from RefSeq and is a predicted model, not a curated record. Gene Ontology annotation, molecular function: DNA-binding transcription factor activity; RNA polymerase II cis-regulatory region sequence-specific DNA binding. Gene Ontology annotation, biological process: regulation of transcription by RNA polymerase II. Gene Ontology annotation, cellular component: nucleus.
UGUGCGUCAUACGCUGUCGCUGCUCGAAAUAUUUUUCACUUGGCCAUUGUACGCAUUGUUGUAUACAUAUAUAUACACGAACACACAUACACGUAUACGUAUACACUUCAAUAUAAAAUCGAGGUUACACAACUAACGGUAAAUUGAACGUUUUUUUUUUUUUUUUAAAUUAAAAAAACGAGGAGUCAACAACUAUAAACGGUAUUAAAUAAAGAAAACCGAAAAAAUCAACAAAAAUUCGAGAAAACAACAAAAACCGACCGCAACAUCGCACUAGAGUAUUAUGCUGUCUGCCAAGUGCAAACAAUUAUACGUAUUUGAUAAUAUAUUUGAAAAUAUAAAUAAUGUCGACGGCCUGACAAAUACAACCAAUCUAGGAGCACGCCGCUUUGUUGAUACGAGUUCAGUGAACGCCGCGAUAGGCUUCAGGCCGCGGAGGCCGCCUCGCCUUCUAUAGGCGCGUAUACAUUUAUAUAUAAAAAUAUCGAAUUUUAGUCCCCAUCUCGUUGGCCAAUCUAUUUUUUUAUACUCCCUUCGCCGUGUCGUCGAGAAACGAAUCUUCCGAUCACGCGACGUCGAUAUUAUCGAGUUAAUAAUUUUAAUCAGGUUCGCAAAGGAGGAAUAAAAUAAAUCAUUUAAAAUACACAGUUCGGCAGUGUUUGGUUUUAUCGUUGCGCGCGCAACGGGAUAUCGUGUUUGUUGAUUCGAGUGGCUUUUGUUUUUUCGUUCCGAUCGCUCGUUUUAUUAUCCGUCUCUAUUAAUUGUUGCUGUGAGAGUGAUUCGUUGAUGUGCUAAGUAAUUUAUAAAUUGUCACGACGAGAGGCGAAAAGGAGAGAAGGAAAUUAUUCGAAAUCAAGAUAAUACGUACAAGUGCGUGUGUUUUGUGUGGUGUGAAAUGUACCGCACGUAUCGUUGAUAUAAAGACUUGGUGUUCGGUGAGCCCCUCGCCCUCGCACCGUUUGUGAAACGUCGUUCGUUAUUUUUUAUUUAGCCAACGUUUUGUGACAUUAUUUCUCAUCGAGUGCGCCGGUAUCUCGUCUCGUUUUCGUUAAUCCCAGAGAGAGAAUCGGCGACAUCGAACGUCGUUCGAGUUCCCUUGCAACUUUCGAAAAAAAAAAAAAAAAAAAAAACAGGUAACAAAAAAAGGCAACAAUCAACCAAGAAAACUGAGUGCUCGGUGGAAUAUCCGAGAGUGGUGGGUAAAAAUCGAAAAAAAAAAAAAAGAAAAAAUCGCGCUACGCAACAAGUGUGACGUAUUCGAACGAUAACACCGACAGAAUGUCAACGGGAAAACGACUCGCGAAGCGGAGUAUAAUCGGUACGCGGGUUUGCGCUCCGGGCGUCGACGGAAUGUAUUACAGCGGCGUUAUUCACGCCGUGAAAACGCCGGCUUCGAUGGCAUCCGAACCCGGUCUGAGCAUAACGCCGAAAACUCGUUACUCCGUGAGAUUCGACGCCGUACCCGGGGGGCGACCGCCGAGUCCUACCACGGAAUAUUCGGACUCCGAUCUCAUCGGUCCUGGAUUCGGAUCCGUCACCGGCGCAAAACUCGUACCCGGACAAAAAGUUUACCUGACCUUCAACGGCAGGGAAAUCCACGCGGAGGUCACCCAGCACAGGGAGAAUCUCGACGAGGUCGACGUACUCAUAGCACCCACGGGACAAGAGAGUACGGUGACGUUGACGAAACGCAUCGAGGAAGUCAGACUGUUGGAGUCCAGAAAAAGCGCUCGCCUUGCCGACCAGGACACAGAUUUUGCGAGGCUGGCCGACAUGGCCGGUGACCGGAAGAGAGCCUCUUCUCAUUCCAUCGAUGUGCCGCACGUUAUUGGGUCGAGGAAGAGGAGACCGAGCUCGGGAAAUGAUUCCGAGAGGUCCUACGGCGGUGGCGAGAGACCGUUGCACGGAUGCGGUCGAGAAGGAUGUCGAACCAACGAAAGAGGCGACUGCAUGGACGAAUGUACAGCGGCUCUCGUACUCAUGUCACUCUCUUGUUCACCCCACAGCCCCCACAACCCUCUGCCGUUACACUGCCAGCACAAUUACGGGUCAUGGGGAGGUCGCGAAGGUGUCGUGGUCGGAUCACCGGGGGCGGGCGGAGCCUCGAACAGCAGCAGCAGCGGCGCUUCGUGGCGCAGCGGAACGCCGAGUCCACCCCUGAGCGACGAGGGAACGCCGAUGACCCCGUCGCCUUGGCCCACACCGGCGAUUCCCUCCUCGUCCCAUCACCACGCCAACACGACGCACCACAACAAUAACGCGAACACUUCCGGUUCCUCGUCGUGCAGCACUCCCGGAUCCACGACCACCCUCGACGAGGGAAUCGUCCUCGAUUACCUGGGGGAGCAACAUCCGCGCAAGAAAAAGGCACACCGCAUGGUCUUCCAAUGCACCUGGCCUGGAUGUCUCGAAAUUCAAACUACGUGCGCUGCCAUUGAAGAGCACGUGAGGAAACUACAUUUGGGGCCCAAGGAAACGAAAGAUGGCGAUGACAACGAGGACGACGACAUGUCCAGCCACGAGGAAGAAUUUUAUUACACGGAGGUGGCCCUCGGAUGCCACACCAGUUCUCCGCCCACCAUGUCUCACCGUGACAUGGCCAGACCUCCCCACGAGGAUCCGGAGUAUCAGAAACAAUUACGCCUGGAAGCUGCACCCGCCGAAAAUAUAGCAGCCCCCGUCAAAGACAGGACCAACGCGUUCAACGUCACUCCGUCUCCGAGUUCACCGGUGAAGCACAUAAAGCUGUCGCCGAGGACUCUACCGUCUUACAUGCCGAACAACGCACUCCUGGCCGUCUCCAGUAAAAUGCCGGCGUCACCCCGCCGUAUGCGCGGGGACACGAAGAAAUGUCGCAAGGUAUACGGAAUGGAUCAUCGCGAAUUGUGGUGCACUCAGUGCAAGUGGAAAAAGGCUUGCAGUCGCUUUGGCGAUUAGGUGUUAACGAACGGUUGCCGUCAAUUACUGAUCUCCAGACACGUCGUAUUGACCCCAAAGUUUGCCAAUGUUAGGUUUGGCUGAACCGAACUUCCUUCCAAAGACUACAUCUAUGUGUUGACUGAGAAGACCGCGAACUGUCAGGUACAGAACAAUUACAGAAAAGUAUUUUCUAUUUUUUAUUAUUCCUUUUCACGUACGAUUCUUUUCGCAAUUUUUCGUAACGAAGAAACGUGCCGUGUUGAUAAAGAAUUUUAUCGAUCCCAUGACGGAUUGUAGUUAUCGUCUCGAGGCUGGACCUCUCGCGUUGCUCUCGGUGAAACUAUACUUUUCACCUUUCGCUGAUUCGAUUUGUACAUAGAUCGCCCCCCGGAACUCCGAUACCCCCUCAAUUUUUAUCGAGCUGCGUCACCGACUGCGCUUUUCCACCCCCAACCCCCCCCCCCUCCCCCACCCCACCCACCCCCAACGUACAACAAAGUUUGUCGUAUGUCCCAACUAACGAAAACCCCGAAAUUUUUAACAAACAUUUAACCACCUCCCUGCGUAUAAUGUUGGAAAAUUUUUCUCUACGAUCGCUGCGUUACUCGAUAUAAUGAAAGAAAAAAUAAUCCGAAAACAUUUCAUCGGCUCGCUCUAUUUUAUUUUCGUCUUGACACAGUUUGAAGUUAGUGACAAUUGUUAGUUACUGGCCGAUGGAAUAUUUUAUUAUUUGCACAAACAAGACCGAACUGUAAUUGAUCCGACGAUGAAUGUGUGACGCAUAACGAAUUCAUACUUCGAAUUGACGUGAAGCUCAUUUGGCUGACUGAAAACCGUAAUCAGACUUUGCUCGUUUUUUUUUAAUAUCUGUGAUUUAUUUUCACUCUAGAGGGUCGUCCGUCGAUCGAGUGAACCGUUAAAUAUCUGUAGAGUGCAAACUCUGGAAUUCAGAAAUUUUGCAUUCGUUGAAACAGAACUUAGCAAUUGGCAAACUGUAAUGGGGUCCCUUCGUGAUAACUAAAAAGUUGAAAUGAGUAUAAAGUGUUCAGGAAUCGGCAAUCAUGGACUAGAGGCACUUUAAGUGCGAAAAAUUGGCCGUUCCUGGUUCACUUGAAAAUAUCGGUCAGGAAAUGGUACCCAGAGCUAUCAGAUGCAAUCAAUUUUCAUGAAGAAAGGCUCAUAAUAAUUGAAAAAAAAAAUAACCGGAUUGGAUUAGUCUGAUUGAAAAGUGAAGAAAAAAAAAAAAUAAUAAUAAUAAUAAUAGCAAAUUGUGAUAUUUUGUCUAAAUUAUUCGCAGUCCUUGUGGGACGGAAACAUAGGGAAAAAAACGAAAAAAAAAAAAACAAAAAAAAAAAUGGAAAAAUAAAUUUUAUACACCGAUCUAUACUGCCAGACAAGUUGAAAAAAAAACUAUAAAAAAAAAUGAAAAAAAAACACAGAGUAAGUAAUAUAAAAUAAAACGCUAAAGUAAAUGAAUAAAAAAAAAGGAAGAAAGAAAGAAAAUGUUGAAGUUUCGUAAUGUUGCGUCUUAUAUACACAUACGUCGAUAUAUAGUCUAGCCUUGGUAGCUGUCACUGUUUGACAACCGUAAGACUGCUUGAAUAAAAAAAGGUAAAAAGAAAAAAAAGAAAAAAAAAAUAGAAAAGAAGCUAUAUACUACGUCGGCAGAGUAGUUACCUCGGCAAGUUACUCGAUACAAUAAUUUAUCCGAAUACGUUGAACGGAAAUAGAGUUGCGGCAACAUUUGGAUAGACGUUAAUAAAUGAAAUGAAUCAUAGAAUCGGUUAUCGAAAUACACCCCGUCACUCAAGUGCUGAACAAUCGACAAAUUUAACAUUCGUAAAAUACUGUCCGAUCGUUGCCUCCGACUCUGUUCCAGUUGAAGGAAAAAGAUGAUUAUCAGGUGCGGAGCUCUCUAGUAAACCUAUUGCAAGGAAAAAAAAAAUAAAAAAAAAAAUGAUAGUACGAAAGUAAGUAAAACUAAAGAAAAGAAAUUGAGACAGAAAACUUCUGAAAUCUGAACCGCAAAUAUUAUCCAUUGUUAUAAAA